Molecule: messenger RNA, 2239 nt
Organism: Volvox carteri f. nagariensis
Lineage: Eukaryota; Viridiplantae; Chlorophyta; Chlorophyceae; Chlamydomonadales; Volvocaceae
Gene: vps33
Exons: 13
Coding region: 128-2239 (703 amino acids)
Biological process (GO): intracellular protein transport; vesicle-mediated transport
Cellular component (GO): CORVET complex; vacuole
Source: RefSeq, a predicted model, not a curated record
CAAAGAUAUAUUGGAAGCAGCUGGUUCACAAACGAUUUGCACGAUGGGAGCUGAUAGCCUGUUCAACCAAAGAUAGUGAUUUCCAGCUGCUCGGGUACUUUAUGCUGUCCGGGCUUGAGGCUUACACAUGGCGCGUCUGAAGCCGAUAAAAUUCCAACUGCCCGCUCUCGAUACCGGACCGGUACCGCUCGUGUCGAUUCGGGAACAAGCCCGGAAGCAGCUGCUGGAGGUGGUUGACUCGCGCCGCGGGAAGAAGGCCCUGGUCCUCGAUCCUGCCAUCAGCGGUCCGCUUGGUUUACUUGACACAGCACUGACCGACCUGCUGAAGGAGCAUGGAGUCGUCAAGUUGCUGUACCUGGCGCCGGGGAAGCGGCUGGAUGACCCGUCCUACAGUGCAACGGAACCGCGCCUGUCCGACGUCCCCACCGUGCUGUACCUGGUGCGCACCAGCAUUGCCAACGCACAGGCAGUGGCGGCGCAGGUCAAAAGCAGGCCCAAAUCUGAGACACAGGAUUUUUCUGUGUUUUUUGUGCCCCGCUGCACAAAAGCGUGCGAGCGCAUUCUGGAGGAGGAGGGUGUUCUGGGAGAUUUUAGGGAGAUAGGGGAGUACUGCCUUGACAUGGUGCCAUACGAUGAUGACGUCAUAAGCCUAGAGCUUGAUACCGCCUUCUAUGAUUGCGUUUGCGAUGGCGAUUCGACGCCCUUGUACUACACAGCGGCGGCGAUAACCCGGCUCCAACUCAUGUUCGGCCUAAUACCGCGAGUCCAGGGCAAGGGACCCGCCGCCACGGCAGUGCGGGACAUGUGCUUCCGCAUGCGGCGCGAGAGCUCCAGGCUGCCGGCGGUCCCGCCACUGGCGUGCGGCAUCAAUGGUGCUGGCGGGGACUCAGCUGUGGGUGGCUUCGUGUCCGGCCGCAUCGACCGCCUGAUCUUGCUGGAUCGGGAGGUGGACUUGAUCACUCCUAUGAUGACCCAGAUCACUUUUGAGGGCCUCGUAGAUGAAGUCAUAGGCAUACGAUACGGCUCAGUGCCGUUGCAAUCAACAGACAAGCGCGUUGGCGAGUCCGGUGACUCUCAUGGUGCUGCCGGUGGCCGCGGGCCCACGGCUCCUACGCCACUUAACAGCACAGACCCGUUCUAUCGCGAGUUCCGGGACCUGCCCUUCCACGUUGCCACCCAGAGGCUGCAGCAGUAUGCGCGAGACGCCCGGCGGGAGUACAGCGAGCUCGGGAGCAAGGACCUCAGCGUGCUCAAGAGCUUUGUCAAGGGACUGCCUAAACUUGAAAUGCUGGACCGCCUAUCGGAUGUGGCUACUCCGCCAGCGGACCGGGUGAAGCAGCAGCCCUUCCAUGACCGGCUGAAUCAGGAGCAGGCGAUGGUGGAGGGUUACGAGCCAGAGGCAAGCGUGGCGUUCAUAGAGGAGCUCAUGUACCGUGGGGCCGACAUGGUGGAUGUGCUCCGGUUGCUGGUGCUGCUUAGCGUUGUCGGGGGCGGGCUUCCGCGCCGGCAGCUGGACUCCUUGCGGAUGGAGGUGCUGCAUAGCUACGGCCACCAGCACCUGCUCACUCUAAACGCCUUGGAAAAGUCAGGCCUGCUGAAGGCUGCAUCUGGCGCAAAAAGCCACUUUCCUUCAGUGCGCAAGGCGCUGCAGCUCAUCGUACCGGAGCAGGAAGGGCCCGCAGGCGCCGCAGCUGUGAACGUGCCCAGCGACGUGUCGCAUCUGUACAAGGGCUACGCGCCGCUAAGUAUCCGCCUGGUGGAGACUGCUCUUCGGACCGGCUGGGGCCCGUUGCAGGAGGUGCUGGUGCAUCUCCCUGGCAACUCGUUCGAUGUGAUGCAGACGGUAGACAGCAACGGCAUGCCUGUGGAGAAGCCGUUCAAGGCUGGCGCAAAUGGGUCUUCGGGAAUAUUGCCGAGUUCGGGGCUGGGCACGGCUGCCAGCGGCGGCGGCGGUGGCGCAGGUGUAUCGGUGUCCUUACAAGGAUCGGGGUCGCUGGGUGCUGGCGUAACAGGCACGGCGGGUGUGGGUGCCGCCGCUGGAGCUCAGCAUGCAGAGACGGUCCUGGUGGUAUUCAUUGGAGGGGUCACUUUCGCCGAGAUCUCAGCGCUGCGGUUUCUCAGCUCACGGCCCGAGUGGCCUUACAAAUUCUUGGUCCUGACCACCAAAAUUGUCAACGGGCGCACCUUGUUGCAAACGUUCGUCGACCCUCUUGCGAACGAGUUUUCGGCUUCUGGAUAG